Molecule: messenger RNA, 3924 nt
Organism: Grosmannia clavigera kw1407
Lineage: Eukaryota; Fungi; Ascomycota; Sordariomycetes; Ophiostomatales; Ophiostomataceae
Product: cation transporting protein
Exons: 3
Coding region: 1-3924 (1307 amino acids)
Biological process (GO): intracellular calcium ion homeostasis
Cellular component (GO): endoplasmic reticulum membrane
Molecular function (GO): ATP binding; ATP hydrolysis activity; P-type ion transporter activity
Source: RefSeq, a predicted model, not a curated record
AUGGCCCCUUCGCCUCUGGUCGACAACGCCCAGAUCAAGGGCGCCGAGCUCUUGAAUCCCCUCACCGUCCACUACCAUGCCUACCACUACGAACGGUACAUUGGCGCGCCCGAAUGGACUUUUGUCUGGGUCGGGUCCAUCAUCACGGUGCAGAGCCUGAUCUGGCUGAGUACCAAUUGGAGCGUCAAUGUCAAGGCCAUCUUCACGGCCACCAGGGCCAGCUCGGUCGAAAGUGCCCGGCUGAUCAAGGUGAUCCCCGUCGCAAACGCUGGUGCCCCGGAAAUCUGCAAGCUCGAGCGCCAUCAGGUGGCUGGCAAGCCGGUCCUGUCGUUCCUCUUCCAGAAGCGUCGCUUUCUCUACAGUCCCGAGACCAAGUCUUUUGCCACGCUCGCGUACGAGGUCGAUGUCGACCCCAAGCCGCUGCUGGGCAAGUUCCAAACGUCCCGGGGUAUCGACUCGGACGCCGAACUCACCCGCAUCGAGCAGCACUACGGCACCAACACGUUUGACAUUCCGGUGCCCACCUUCUCCGAGCUAUUCCGCGAGCACGCCGUCGCCCCGUUCUUCGUCUUCCAGGUCUUCUGUGUCGGUCUGUGGAUGCUCGACGAGUACUGGUACUAUUCGCUCUUCACCCUCGUCAUGCUCGUCAUGUUCGAGAGCACUGUCGUCUGGCAGCGCCAGCGCACCCUGAGCGAGUUCCGCAGCAUGGGCAUUAAGCCCUACGACGUCUGGGCCUACCGUCUGAGCAAAUGGACCGAGGUGUCCAGCGACCGGCUCUUGCCUGGCGACCUGGUCUCGGUCUCACGCACCAAGGAGGAUAGUGGCGUGGCCUGUGACAUGCUGCUUGUCGAGGGCACCGCCAUCGUCAACGAGGCCAUGCUCUCGGGCGAGAGCACCCCGCUUCUCAAGGACUCUGUUCAGCUCCGUCCGGCCGACGCCCCUCUCGACCCCGAGGGCCUCGACAAGAACGCUUUCCUUUGGGGCGGUACCAAGGUCCUGCAGAUCACGCACGGCAAUUCCGAGGACGCCAAGGCCAAGCCGGCCUCGGGUGUGCCCAAGCCGCCCGACGACGGGGCCAUGGCCAUUGUGAUCAAGACCGGCUUCGAGACGUCGCAGGGUAGCCUCGUGCGCACCAUGAUCUACUCGACCGAGCGUGUGUCGGCUAACAAUGCCGAGGCCCUCCUGUUCAUCCUGUUUCUGCUCGUCUUCGCCAUUGCCGCGUCCUGGUACGUCUGGGACGAGGGCGUACGGAAGGACCGCAAGCGCUCGAAGCUGCUGCUCGACUGUGUGCUCAUCAUCACGAGCGUCGUGCCGCCCGAGCUGCCGAUGGAGCUGAGCCUGGCUGUGAACACAAGUCUGGCUGCGCUGGCCAAGUUUGCCAUCUUCUGCACUGAGCCCUUCCGGAUCCCGUUUGCCGGCCGCAUCGAUGUGGCCUGUUUCGAUAAGACCGGCACGUUGACGGGCGAAGAUCUGGUUGUCGAGGGCAUCGCCGGUCUGGAUCUCAGCCGCUCAGGCGCCGACGUCUCGUCUGAGCGCGAGGCCGACGGCGCACACAGCCACAUUACGCCCGUCCACGAAGCCAGUCUCGAGACUGUCCUGGUUCUUGCCACGGCCCAUGCGCUCGUCAAGCUCGACGAAGGCGAAGUGGUCGGCGAUCCAAUGGAAAAAGCCACGCUUUCAGCUCUCGGCUGGACGCUCGGCCGCAACGACAUCCUCUCGAACAAGGCAGCCACGGCAGGUGCCCGCACGAACGGAAGCACCGUGGGCACGGUUCAGAUUAAGCGGCGCUUCCAGUUCUCGUCGGCCCUAAAGAGACAGAGCUCCGUCGCCACGGUGGCCGGCCGCGACGCCAAGACGGGCCAGCGCAUCCAGGGCACGUUUGUGGCCGUCAAGGGCGCGCCGGAGACGAUCAUGAAGCGGCUCGUCUCGGUCCCGAACGACUACGAGGAGACAUACAAGUACUUUACACGCAUGGGCUCGCGCGUGCUCGCACUCGCAUUCAAGCAGCUGACGGUCGACCACGAGCUCGGUGCCGGCAAGAUCAACGACCUGAAGCGCGAGGAUGUCGAGGCCGGGCUGACCUUUGCCGGUUUCCUGGUGCUGCACUGCCCGCUCAAGGACGACGCCAAGGAGGCGGUGCAGAUGCUCAAUGAGAGCAGCCACCGGGUGGUGAUGAUCACGGGCGACAACCCGCUGACGGCCGUGCACGUGGCGCGCGAGGUCGAGAUCGUCGACCGUGAGGUGCUGAUUCUGGACGUUCCCGACCACAGCGACGGCGGCAAGGACCUGGUCUGGCACAGCGUCGACGACAAGGUGCGCAUCUCGGUGGACCCGACCAAGCGGCUGGACCCAGACAUUCUCCGGACCAAAGACCUCUGCGUGACGGGCUACGCGCUGUCGCAGCUCAAGGACCAACCGGCCUGGCUCGACGUCCUGCGGUACACGUGGGUGUAUGCGCGAGUGUCGCCCAAGCAGAAGGAAGACAUCCUCCUCGGACUCAAGGACAUGGGCUACUACACGCUGAUGGCAGGCGACGGGACCAACGACGUGGGCGCGCUCAAGCAGGCGCACAUUGGCGUGGCACUGCUCAACGGCACGCCCGACGACCUCACGCGCAUUGCCGAGCACGCGCGCAACACCAAGAUGAAGGAACUGUACCAGAAGCAGGUGGACCUGAUGAAGCGCUGGAACCAGGCGGCGCCGCCGGUGCCGGUGGUGAUUGCACAUCUGUACCCGGCAGGGCCGAGCAACCCACACCUGGCCAAGGCGGUCGAGCGAGAGGCCGCGCGCAAGAACAUGACGCCCGAAGAGUACACCAAAGCGUUUGUGCCCAGCGGCGGCGAUGUGGAGACGAUCACGUCGCCGGCCGCGCAGCAGCUGCUCAACCAGGGUCACAACGCGCCACGAAACCAGAUGCAGCAGAAGGCAGCCGGGCUGGCGGACCAGCUGACGGCGAGCAUGAUGGACAGCGAGAUGAACGAGGACGAGCCGCCGACGCUGAAGCUGGGCGACGCGUCGGUGGCGGCGCCGUUUACGAGCAAGCUGCGCAACGUGAUCGCCAUCCCCAACAUCAUCCGCCAGGGUCGCUGCACGCUCGUGGCCACGAUCCAGAUGUACAAGAUCCUGGCGCUCAACUGCCUGAUCUCGGCCUACAGUCUCAGCGUCCUCUACCUGGAGGGCAUCAAGUUUGGCGACGGCCAGUACACCAUCAGCGGCAUGCUCAUGAGCGUGUGCUUCCUGUCCAUCUCGCGCGCCCGCUCGGUCGAGGGUCUGUCCAAGGAACGGCCGCAGCCGAACAUUUUCAACUUUUACAUUAUCGGGUCGAUUCUCGGGCAGUUUGCCGUUCACGUGACGACGCUCAUCUACAUUGCGCGGUUCUGCGACAAGAUAGCACCUCGCGGUGACGAUAUCGAUCUUGAGGCCGACUUCACGCCCUCGCUGCUCAACAGCGCCGUGUACCUGCUGCAGCUGAUUCAGCAGAUCUCGACGUUUGCGGUCAACUACCAGGGCCGGCCGUUCCGCGAGUCGCUGUCGGAGAACAAGGGCAUGUACUACGGCAUCGUGGGCGUGACAGGGAUCGCGUUUGCCUGCAGCACCGAGUUCGUCCCAGAGCUGAACGAGAUGAUGAAGCUGGUGCCCUUCUCGAGCGAGUUCAAGACCACCAUGACCGCGGUCAUGGCCAUCGACUAUGCGGCCUGCUAUGUGAUCGAGGUGAUCCUCAAGUUCCUCUUCUCGGACCUGCGGGCGCGUGACAUUGCCGAGCGCCGGCCGGACCAGCUGGAGCGCGAGCGCGUGCGCAAGAAGGCCGAGCAGCUGAGAAAGGCCGAAGAGGAGGACAAGCAGCGGCUAGACAAGGUGGCUGUCUUUGAGCAGCAGCUGCUGGAGCGCCGGCAGCGGCUACAGGCGGCACGUCAAGGGCGAUAG